Komagataella phaffii GS115 is the source of this 405-nucleotide messenger RNA. RefSeq lists its product as hypothetical. Gene Ontology annotation, biological process: respiratory electron transport chain. The coding region runs from base 1 to 405 and encodes 134 amino acids. The record is from RefSeq and is a predicted model, not a curated record. The transcript has a single exon. Lineage: Eukaryota; Fungi; Ascomycota; Pichiomycetes; Pichiales; Pichiaceae.
AUGAGAGCCUUCACCUAUUUGAGACAAGCCCAGGAGAUUCUGAUCAAGGCCAAUAAGGGAAACCCCACUGGUUUGACGGGUCUGUUUCAGCAUCCAAGUCCUCGUCCAACGCUGAUAACUCUUUACAAGGCCACAUUAAAGAACUUGGAAGAGAAGAUUCCAAAGGAAUCAGUGUACAGAACUGCUGUUGAAGCCUUCACCAAAGAAAGAUUGAGCAUCGUGGAAAACAACGAGAUAAUUGAAGACAUCGAAAAAAAAAUUGGCUCAGGUUUAGUUGAGGAGUUGAUUGUCCAAGCUAAUGAAGAGUAUGAUUUGAUUGACAAGAUGGCUGAAUGGAAAGCGUGGGAAGAGUUGGAAGAAAAACCACUAGAUGACCAGUGGACUUAUUUUGGCAAGAAACUAUAG